CCGGAAUUGAAGAACCCUGCCUUAAUGGGUCUGCUCACUCUUUGGCCGUGCCGUGUCUUCCCACUUCUGACAUCAAUGUAGUGAACUGGGCGGUGGUCUGACUCCGCAUACAAUAACACCACUGUCUGACUCUGAACACACGGAUUUAUGUUUAUCCAUGCAGCAUUGUAACAAAGCAGACUUCUGAUCCGCAGGUAUGAUUGAAUUCUAGUUUAAUUCAUUUUCAUCCAAAAUGUGAUUUACUGUUUGUUUUAUUUAUCAUAUUUAUGGACCAUUGAUUUAUAUCAUAUUUUAGGUAGAGGAAUAGAUAACGUCACACAAGCGCCAUAGUUCGCGUACAGAAUCGGCAUCAUCAGAACUUUUUAAGGAGGAAAAAUCACCAAACAUUACUGAAUAUCCGACCAACCUCCUUGACGUCAGAUAGUUGCACUUGCAUGAAAGAGAUGUCGACUUCCUCGAAUUUGGGAUUUCCAAAAGGACAGGAAACAACUUUACUACAUCAUUUUAUUUUUCGUCCUUCGUUUCCAGGUGAAAUGAGGUAAGGACACAAAGCUUUGUUUUACCCCACCUCGGAUUGAAAUAAGAAUUUGCAGUGUGUGCAUUGGCCGCAGAGACGUCUACUUGGAGAAACUUUAGGUUAUGUUUAUGUAGGGGACUUCCCCUUUUCACAAAACUGCAUAGAAAAUCACCUAAUGGUUAAAAACACUAGUCGAUGGGCUUUAUGUGACUGUGAACAUUCUUUUCAGUAGCCUAAAUUUAAGGGAUUAACCACAACAGGAUUUGUCAAGACUUGUUGAGGAGUUUUAGGAAAGCAUAAGACAAAGUUAAGAAUUGAGUCGUGUAGUAGACUGUAUAAUGAUUUGUUUUAUUGCAAAAGAAGGAAAAUAUGAUUCUUAUAAUUAUUGUAAUAAAAUAAAGAUAAUUCAUUAUUAUUAUUAAUUUUAAUAAUUAAUGUUAUGUUGUAUUGUUAUGAGCUAUUAUUAUGUUAAAUACUGUAAAAGAUACAUUAUUGUGGAAGGUAUGCAUAUCAUUAUUUUUUUCUGGUAUUAGUGUGUAUUAUUUUCUUUUCUAGGCUCAGCAUGAGACUUGCUUACCUUUUCCUGUAUAACCUGCUUCAGUUCUGUGGGCACACAUGGAUAUUUGCAAACAUGACAGCCAGGUUUCUCACAUUUGGUGGAGGUAAAUUGUCAAGAUCAUAGUCAAAACAGCAAACCUGGAUAGUCUAGACCAGGGAUGGGCAACUUUGAUGGGGGUGGAGGCAGGGGUCUGCUAGGGGUGUGCCGAUCUCAUGAUACUCGUAUUCGUAUGUUUUAUCUUUUUUUUUUUUUGUCAUUUAGCAGACGCUCUUAUCCAGAGCGACUUACAGUUAGUGAAUACAUAUUUUUUUUAUACUGGCCCCCCGUGGGAAUCGAACCCACAACCCUGGCGUUGCAAACGCCAUGCUCUAUCAACUGAGCUACAUCCCUGCCGGCCAUUCCCUCCCCUACCCUGGACAACGCUGGGCCAAUUGUGCGUCGCCCAUGAGUCUCCCGGUCGCGGCCGGCUGCGACAGAGCCUGGAUUCGAACCAGGAUCUCUAGUGGCACAGUUAGCACUGCGAUGCAGUGCCUUAGACCACUCACACUUGAUACUUGUGAUCGGAAAACCCGGAAGUGCGCUUUAAAUGCCGGUAAAGCCUGUACUUCAAGUACACAUUACUGCACUAUUACUCAGAGCACAUCUUUAUGUUCCUUCAUUCAUUCACACACAUGCAGUCAGAGCCGGCCUUAGCCUUUUGGCUAAAUAUUGUUGGUGGGCCCUUCCCCCCACCUUGAGAGCAAAACAUUUUAGCAGCCCCCCUCUUGACAGCAGAGAGAAAUGGUUUUCGGUUUUUGAAUUUUGCUAUUUUAAAGCAAGUUUGCUGCAAUUCUACACAUUUUGUCAUGGAGCGGAGAGAAGAUUUUUCAAUUUUAUAACAAAUUUCAUGCAAUUCUACAAAUUUUGCCAAAGGGUUCUACCUAGCACCAAAAAUGGUUCCCCUAUGGGGACAAACCGAAGAACCCUACUUAGCACCUUUUUUUCUAAGAGUGUAGACUAACUUACCAAUCUAAAAAUUAUUAGCUGACAUGGGCUAAUUGAGUGGCUGUCAGUGACUGACAUAACAAGAGAAAAACUGCUGCGGGCUACCUGUAGUUGCCCAUCCCUGGUCUAGACUCAAGAGCCUAUUCAUAAAUGCUUUACAAGACUGUAUAAUGCAGUAUGACAGGUAAAGCACGAACACUAACUGAAUGUUGUUGUUUUCCAGACGCGCUAGCUGACACCUUCUAUGCUGUGGGGGUUGUGAUGAGUCUAUGCCAGCUGUUGUCCAUGCUGGAGCUUUUCCACAUCGCUGAUGGGAUCGAGAAGGGAUGCCUUCUUCCACGGUUUGUUCAAGUAUGUGCCACUGCCAAGCCUAACACUGUGUUCUGACUCUUUGGAGUUUGGGCCCUGUUCAAAUAAUACAAAGUGUACACUUCUUCCAUUAAUUGAGGAUUUUCACUGACAAAAUAGGACCAGUUAGAGCAAUUCAUCUCUGAUUAGUGGUCCUGUUUGGUGUGUACAUGACUGUACGUGACUGUGCAAGCAACAAAUGGAGAUACAGUGGGGGAAAAAAGUAUUUAGUCAGCCACCAAUUGUGCAAGUUCUCCCACUUAAAAAGAUGAGAGAGGCCUGUAAUUUUCAUCAUAGGUACACGUCAACUAUGACAGACAAAAUGAGAAAAAGAAAUCCAGAAAAUCACAUUGUAGGAUUUUUAAUGAAUUUAUUUGCAAAUUAUGGUGGAAAAUAAGUAUUUGGUCAAUAACAAAAGUUUCUCAAUACUUUGUUAUAUACCCUUUGUUGGCAAUGACACAGGUCAAACGUUUUCUGUAAGUGUUCACAAGGUUUUCACACACUGUUGCUGGUAUUUUGGCCCAUUCCUCCAUGCAGAUCUCCUCUAGAGCAGUGAUGUUUUGGGGCUGUCGCUGGGCAACACAGACUUUCAACUCCCUCCAAAGAUUUUCUAUGGGGUUGAGAUCUGGAGACUGUCUAGGCCACUCCAGGACCUUGAAAUGCUUCUUACGAAGCCACUCCUUCGUUGCCCGGGCGGUGUGUUUGGGAUCAUUGUCAUGCUGAAAGACCCAGCCACGUUUCAUCUUCAAUGCCCUUGCUGAUGGAAGGAGGUUUUCACUCAAAAUCUCACGAUACAUGGCCCCAUUCAUUCUUUCCUUUACACGGAUCAGUCGUCCUGGUCCCUUUGCAGAAAAACAGCCUCAAAGCAUGAUGUUUCCACCCCCAUGCUUCACAGUAGGUAUGGUGUUCUUUGGAUGCAACUCAGCAUUCUUUGUCCUCUAAACACAACGAGUUGAGUUUUUACCAAAAAGUUCUAUUUUGGUUUCAUCUGACCAUAUGACAUUCUCCCAAUCCUCUUCUGGAUCAUCCAAAUGCACUCUAGCAAACUUCAGACGGGCCUGGACAUGUACUGGCUUAAGCAGGGGGACACAUCUUUCACUGCAGGAUUUGAGUCCCUGGCGGCGUAGUGUGUUACUGAUGGUAGGCUUUGUUACUUUGGUCCCAGCUCUCUGCAGGUCAUUCACUAGGUCCCCCCGUGUGGUUCUGGGAUUUUUGCUCACCGUUCUUGUGAUCAUUUUUACCCCACGGGAUGAGAUCUUGCGCGAAGCCCCAGAUCGAGGUAGAUUAUCAGUGGUCUUGUAUGUCUUCCAUUUCCUAAUAAUUGCUCCCACAGUUGAUUUCUUCAAACCAAGCUGCUUACCUAUUGCAGAUUCAGUCUUCCCAGCCUGGUGCAGGUCUACAAUUUUGUUUCUGGUGUCCUUUGACAGCUCUUUGGUCUUGGCCAUAGUGGAGUUUGGAGUGUGACUGUUUGAGGUUGUGGACAGGUGUCUUUUAUACUGAUAACAAGUUCAAACAUGUGCCAUUAAUACAGGUAACGGGUGAAGGACAGAGGAGCCUCUUAAAGAAGAAGUUACAGGUCUGUGAGAGCCAGAAAUCUUGCUUGUUUGUAGGUGACCAAAUACUUAUUUUCCACCAUAAUUUGCAAAUAAAUUCAUUAAAAAUCCUACAAUGUGAUUUUCUGGAAUUUUCUUUCUCAAUUUGUCUGUCAUAGUUGACGUGUACCUAUGAUGAAAAUUACAGGCCUCUCUCAUCUUUUUAAGUGGGAGAACUUGCACAAUUGGUGGCUGACUAAAUACUUUUUUUCCCCACUGUAAGUGAUGCGCUAUGUCAUUUUGGAAAGCACAGUAUGUCCCCAACGACUCCUGUGGUAGUAGUUAACGCCAAUAUCAAAGACCUCAAAAGUAGUCUAAUGCCAACAUUUCCCUGUCCAGGUUAUGACGAAAAACUUCCUACUGUUUAUGGUGAUAAUCAGUCAAGAGGAGGUCCAGAGUAAACCAGUUGUGUGUGCACAGUUUUACCUGUGGAAUAUUCUAGAUCUGUUAAGGUAUGUAUGUUUCAUUGGAACUAAAACAAAAAAAGGGUUUUGGUUGUACAUUUUUGUCCUAACCCAUCACUAACAUCUGAUUCAACUAUUCACCAAGCCCUCGAUUAGUUAGGCUGGAACAGGUGUGUUGACCUGGCAGUAUGGUGCCAGGACAACAACCUUUUCCCUCAACCUCAGUAAAACCAAGGAGAUGAUCGUGGACUACAGGCACAGUUGUGAAGAAGGCGCUACAGAGGGUGGUGCGGGCAGCCCACUAUAUGAGGCGCUGUAAAAGGAAGGCCCGGAAAAUCGUUAAAGACUCCAGCCACCUAAGCCAUAGACUGUUCUCUCUGCUUCCGCACAGCAAGUGGUACCGGUGCAUCAAGUCUGACACCAACAGGCUCCUGAACAGCUUCUAUCCCCAAGCCAUAAGACUUUUAAAUAGCUAACAGAAUGCCUACACGGACUGUCUGAGUUGACCUUGAAUUCACAACCCUUGACUUUUUCCACAUUUUGUUGUGUGACAAAGUGGGAUUAAAAUUGAUUUAAUUGUUUUUUUUUUGUCAACGAUCUACACAAAAUACUCUGUAAUGUCAAACUGGAAGAAAACUUCUAACAUUUGUAAAACAUUUAUGAAAAAUAAAACACUAAUAUAUCUUAGUACUCCUGAGUGGCGCAGUGGUCUAAGGCACUGCAUCGCAGUGCUAACUGUGCCACUAGAGAUCCUGGUUCGAAUCCAGGCUCUGUCGCGACCGGGCGGCGCACAAUUGGCCCAGCGUCGUCCAGGGUAGGGGAGGGAAUGGCCGGCAGGGAUGUAGCUCAGUUGAUAGAGCAUGGCGUUUGCAACGCCAGGGUUGUGGGUUCGAUUCCCACGGGGGGCCAGUAUAAAAAAAAUAUGUAUUCACUAACUGUAAGUCGCUCUGGAUAAGAGCGUCUGCUAAAUGACUAAAAUGUAAAAUGUAAAAUGUAAUAUCUUGAUUAGAUAAGUAUUCAACAGAGAUACCGUGACAAGAUCCUGAGGCCCAUUGUCGUGCCAUUCAUCCGACGCUAUCACCUCAUGUUUCAGCAUGAUAAUGCACGUCCCCAUGUCGCAAGGAUCUGUACACAAUUCCUGGGAGCUGAAAAUGUCCCUGUUCUUCCAUGGCCUGCAUACUCACCAGAUACAGUGGGGAAAAAAGUAUUUAGUCAGCCACCAAUUGUGCAAGUUCUCCCACUUAAAAAUAUGAGAGAGGCCUGUAAUUUUCAUCAUAGGUACACGUCAACUAUGACAGACAAAAUGAGGGAAAAAAAUCCAGAAAAUCAUAUUGUAGGAUUUUUAAUGAAUUUAUUUGCAAAUUAUGGUGGAAAAUAAAGUAUUUGGUCAAUAACAAAAGUUUCUCAAUACUUUGUUAUAUACCCUUUGUUGGCAAUGACACAGGUCAAACGUUUUCUGUAAGUCUUCACAAGGUUUUCACACACUGUUGCUGGUAUUUUGGCCCAUUCCUCCAUGCAGAUCUCCUCUAGAGCAGUGAUGUUUUGGGGCUGUCGCUGGGCAACACGGACUUUCAACUCCCUCCAAAGAUUUUCUAUGGGGUUGAGAUUUGGAGACUGGCUAGGCCACUCCAGGACCUUGAAAUUCUUCUUACGAAGCCACUCCUUCGUUGCCCGGGCGGUGUGUUUGGGAUCAUUGUCAUGCUGAAAGACCCAGCCACGUUUCAUCUUCAAUGCCCUUGCUGAUGGAAGGAGGUUUUCACUCAAAAUCUCACGAUACAUGGCCCCAUUCAUUCUUUCCUUUACACGGAUCAGCCGUCCUGGUCCCUUUGCAGAAAAACAGCCCCAAAGCAUGAUGUUUCCACCCCCAUGCUUCACAGUAGGUAUGGUGUUCUUUGGAUGCAACUCAGCAUUCUUUGUCCUCCAAACACGACGAGUUGAGUUUUUACCAAAAAGUUAUAUUUUGGUUUCAUCUGACCAUAUGACAUUCUCCCAAUCCUCUUCUGGAUCAUCCAAAUGCACUCUAGCAAACUUCAGACGGGCCUGGACAUGUACUGGCUUAAGCAGGGGGACACGUCUUCCACUGCAGGAUUUGAGUCCCUGGCGGCGUAGUGUGUUACUGAUGGAAGGCUUUGUUACUUUGGUCCCAGCUCUCUGCAGGUCAUUCACUAGGUCCCCCCGUGUGGUUCUGGGAUUUUUGCUCACCGUUCUUGUGAUCAUUUUGACCCCACGGGGUGAGAUCUUGCGUGGAGCCCCAGAUCGAGGGAGAUUAUCAGUGGUCUUGUAUGUCUUCCAUUUCCUAAUAAUUGCUCCCACAGUUGAUUUCUUCAAACCAAGCUGCUUACCUAUUGCAGAUUCAGUCUUCCCAGCCUGGUGCAGGUCUACAAUUUUGUUUCUGUUGUCCUUUGACAACUCUUUGGUCUUGGCCAUAGUGGAGUUUGGAGUGUGACUGUUUUGAGGUUGUGGACAGGUGUCUUUUAUACUGAUAACAAGUUCAAACAGGUGCCAUUAAUACAGGUAACGAGUGGAGGACAGAGGAGCCUCUUAAAGAAGAAGUUACAGGUCUGUGAGAGCCAGAAAUCUUGCUUGUUUGUAGGUGACCAAAUACUUAUUUUCCACCAUAAUUUGCAAAAAAAUUCAUUAAAAAUCCUACAAUGUGAUUUUCUGGAUUUUUUUCCCUCAAUUUGUCUGUCAUAGUUGAUGUGUACCUAUGAUGAAAAUUACAGGCCUCUCUCAUCUUUUUAAGUGGGAGAACUUGCACAAUUGUUGGCUGACUAAAUACUUUUUUCCCCCACUGUAUGUCACCCAUUGAGCAUGUUUGGGAUGCUCUGGAUAGACGUUUACGACAGCAUAUUCCAGUUCCCGCCAAUAUCAAGUGGGACAACAUUCCACAGGCCACAAUCAACUGCCUGAUAAACUCUAUGUGAAGGAGAUGUGUCGCGCUGCAUGAGACAAAUGGUGGUUACACCAGAUACUGACUGGUUUUCUGAUCUACACCCCUACUUUUUUUAAAGGUGUCUGUGACCAACAGAUGCAUAUCUGCAUUCCCAGUCUUGAUAUCCGUAGAUUAGGGCCUAAUGAAUUGAUUUCAAUUGAUUGAUUUCCUUAUAUGAACUGUAACUCAGUAAAAUAUUUGAAAUUGGUGCAUGUUGCAUGUAUAUUUUUGUUCAGAAUACAUACAGUCCCUUCAAAAAGUAUUCAUACCCCUUGACUUAUUCCACAUUUUGUUGUGUUAAAGCCUAAAUUCUAAAUGGAUUAAAUAUUUAUUUUUCUCACCCAUCUACAUAUAAUACCCCAUAAUGACAAAGUGAAAAUAUGUUUUUAGAAAUGUUUGCAAAUUAAAUACAUAAAUAUCUCAUUUACAUAAAUAUUCACACCACUGAGUCUAUACUUUGUAGAAGCAUCUUUGGCAGCGAUUACAGCUGUGAGUCUUUCUGGGUAAGUCUCUAAGAGCUUUUCACACCUGGAUUGUGCAACAUUUGCCCAUUAUUCUUUUCAAAAUCCUUCAAGCUCUGUCAAAUUGGUUAUUGAUCAUUGCUGGACGACCAUUUUAAGGUCUUGAAAUAGAUUUUCGAGCAGAUUUAUGUCGAAACUGUAACUCGGCCACUCAGGAACAUUCACUGUCUUCUUGGUAAGCAACUCCAGUGUAGAUUUUGCCUUGUGUUUUAGGUUAUUGUCCUGCUGAAAGGUGAAUUAAUCUCCCAGUGUCUGGUGGAAUGCAGACUGAACCAGGUUUUGCCUCUGCUUAGCUCCAUUCUGUUUCUUUUUUAUCCUGAAAAGUUCCCUAGUCCUUAACGAUUACAAGCAAAUCAAAUCAAAUCAAAUUGUAUUGGCCACAUGCGCCGAAUACAACAGGUGCAGACAUUACAGUGAAAUGCUUACUUACAGCCCUUAACCAACAGUGCAUUUAUUUUUAAUAUAAAAGUAGAAUAAAACAACAAAAAAGUGUUGAGAAAAAUAGAGCAGAAGUAAAAUAAAAUAACAGUAGGGAGGCUAUAUAUACAGGGGGGUACCGGUGCAAGCAUACCCAUAACAUAACAUGAUGCAGCCACACCUAUACUUGAAAAUAUGGAGAGAGUUACUCAGUAAUGUGUUGGAUUGGAUUUGCGCCAAACAUAACACUUUGUUUUCAGGAAAAAAUGUUAAUUGCUUUGCCAAUUUUUUUACAGUAUUACUUUAGUGCCUUUUUGCAACAAGAUGUUUUGUGUUACAGGAGGGGGUCGUAGUUCUGGAGCGACCCACUAGGUGUCAUCCUCCGACUUCCUUAGGCACCUCCUCAUUAACAGUCUUGACUAAUCAUUAUCUUAUUGGUGUCACCUGUGUCUACCUGUUCACCUGUGUAAUUUAUGCCCUCACUUCCCAAUGUUCCCUUGCUCUGUUUUCUCUGCUAGUUCGCGAUACCAAACAGUACUAAUCAGUGUCUGAUCGCGAGACGUAUGUACAGGUACUUGAGAAGUGUUCUCCCUGUUUCAUUGAUGUUUUCAGUCAUAGUUAGUAUUUCGUAUGUUUGCUGUCAGCCUGUUUUUGGAGAACAAUUUGCUCCUCCUUAAUUUUUUUGUGACAAGUCCGUUAUUUUGUAUCCUGGUUUUGGGACCACCAGUAAAGAUCCUUGUUUCACCAUCUCUGCCUACUGCCUACUGUCUAUCCUGCACCGCACCUGGGUCACACCUCACACCAACACUUACAGAAAACAGAGCCAAUAUGGACCCAGCGGAGGCAGCACAGUAUUGCAGCGCAUUGGCAACGCAGGGAGCUAUGCUGACCCAGCACGACCGCAGCCUGCAGCAGAUCACAGAGAAUCUCCGCCAGCUGCCUAUUGCCAUGCAGAGCCGGGUGGACACCCAACCAGCCGGCGAAGCAGAAGCCGCGGUAGCGGUGUCUCCAGUCUCACCUGCGACAUCGCGGGAACCCCACCUGGACGGCUGGCCGUUGGGGUCGGGCUUCAUCAGCCAGCGCACUGUCCCUGUGCAUGUCCGGGUGGCAGGGGGGCUAUGGGAGGAUAUCCCAUUUUUCAUUGUGGACUCCGGUGUGUCCCCUCGUCCUCGGGCACCACUGGCUGGUUGCCCACAAAUCUCGAAUAGACUGGUCUACGGGGCGGCUCAUCCUGGAGGGAGGCUCCGCCCCCGUCCUGUUCCGGUCUCCACCAACCACUCAUCAGCCCAAACCACCAUCCCAGACCACCUACCACCAGACCCCCCCAGGUCCCGCACUCCGAACCGCCUACCGCCCUAGCGGCAGUUGCCACGGGGAGGACGGCGGCUACAGACUCCGUCACCGGCCCAAACCUGGCAGGCGUUCCCCGGGAGUAUUGGGAUCUUGGGGAGGUGUUUAGUAAGAGGCGUGCCAAGGGCCUACCUCUUCACAGGCCAUACGACUGCGCUAUCGAUCUCCUGCCGGGCACCAUGCCCACACAAGGGCGAUUGUUUUCCUUGUCCCGGCCGGAGACGCUGGCCAUGAGGGAAUAUAUCAACGAGGCACUCGUCGAGGGUCACAUCCGUCCCUCUACCUAUCCCGUGGGCACAGGUUUCUUAUUCGUAGGGAAAUAGGACGGUUGGCAGCGGCCGUGCAUUUAUUACCGGGCGCUCAACGACAUCACGGUUAAGAACCGCCACCCACUCCCCCUGAUGAGGACAGCAUUCGAGUCGUUGCAGGGAGCCCGGGUCUUCACCAAGCUGGACUUACAAAAUGCCUACAACCUGGUGAGGAUUCAGGAGGGGGAUGAGUGGAAGACGGCUUUUAACACACCCAGUGGGCAUUACGAGUACCAAGUCAUGCCGUUCAGUCUAUCCAACGCUCCUGCGGUGUUCCAGGUGUUGGUCAAUGACGUGCUCCGGGACCUCCUUGACUACAGCGUCUUCGUGUAUUUGGAUGACAUCCUAAUAUUUUCAAAGGACAUGAGUGAACACCAGCAGCACGUUUAGCAGGUCCUCCAACGCCUUCUCCAUCCCCAGCUCUACGUCAAGGCGGAGAAUUGCGUGUUCCACACGGAGACAGGGUUCAUCGUCACCCAGGGGGACCUACUGAUGGACCCAGCCAAGGUCAGCGCGAUACUGGAUUGGCCCCAGCCCUCAAGCAACUACAACGUUUUUAAGAUUUGCUAAUUUUUAUAGCAGAUUUAUUCGCAAUUUCAGCUCCCUAGCUGCUCCCCUGACAGCCCUCACCCAGACGAGCGUGCGUUCCUUCGCCUGGACCCCGGAAGUGGGGAACACAUUUGAUGCGCUUAAGCGGCGCUUUACAUUGGCCCCAGUCCUAGGUCAUCCUGAUCUGUCCCUGCUGUUCAUUGUGGAGGUGGAUGCUUCAGACAUUGCAGUGGGAGCAAUCCUGUCCCAGUGGUUCCUCACGGACGGUAAGACUCACCCCUGCACACUUUUUUCCUGUCGGCUGUCACCGGCGAAGUGGAAUUACGACGUGGGGAUACGUGAGCUGCUAGUGGUCAAGCUCGCCCUGGGGGAGUGGAGGCAUUCUCAUCGACAGGGCUGUAGUGGAACAGGUUGAGAGCUUCAAGUUCCUUGGUGUCCACAUCACCAACAAACUAUCAUGGUCCAAACACAUCAAGACAGUCGUGAAGAGGGCACGACAAAGCCUAUUUCAGGAGACUGAAAAGAUUUGGCAUGGGUCCUCAGAUCCUCAAAAAAUUAUACAGCUGCACCAUCAAGAGCAUCCUGAUUGGUUGCAUCACCGCCUGGUAUGGCAACUGCUUGGCCUCCGACCGCAAGGCACUACAGAGGGUAGUGCGUACGGCCCAGUACAUCACUGGGGCCAAGCUUCCUGCCAUCCAGGACCUCUAUACCAGGCGGUGUCAGAGGAAGGCCCUCAAAAUUGUCAAAGACUCCAGCCACCCUAGUCAUAGACUGUUCUCUCUGCUACCGCACGGCAAGCGGUAUCGGAGUGCCAAGUCUAGGUCCAAAAGACUUCUCAACAGCUUCUACCCCCAAGCCAUAAGACUCCUGAACAGCUAAUCAUGGCUAACCGGACUAUUUGCACCCCCCACCUCCACCCCAUCUUUUUAGGCUGCUGCUACACUGUUAAUUAUUUAUGCAUAGUCACCUUAACUCUACCAACAUGUACAUAUUACUUCAACUACCUCAACUAGCCGGUGCCCCCGCACAUUGACUCUGCACUGGUACCCCCCUGUAUAUAUAGCCUCCCUACUGUUAUUUUAUUUUACUUCUGCUCUUUUUUUCUCAACACUUUUUUGUUGUUGUUUUAUUUUACUUUUUUAUUACAAAUAAAUGCACUGUUGGUUAAGGGCUGUAAGUAAGCAUUUCACUGUAAUGUCUGCACCUGUUGUAUUUGGCGCAUGUGGCCAUUUUUUUUUUUUUUGAUUUGAUUGGCUAGAGGGGGCUGCCCAUCCAUUCAUCGUAUGGACUGACCAUAAGAACUUAGCCUACAUACAGGGGGAAAAGAGGCUCAAAACGUGCCAGGCCAGGUGGGCGUUGUUCUUCACCAGGUUCCGGUACACAAUCUCAUACCGUCCGGGGUCGAAGAACACUAAGCCUGACGCGCUCUCCCGGCAGUUCGACAAAGUGGACCUGGUGGAGAGGGACGACCCCAUUGUCCCAACGCCCUGAUUGCUGCCCCAGUUUCGUGGGGAAUCGAUAGGCUGGUCAGAGCGCGCUCACGACUGCUUCAGUGGGCGCACGCGUCCGACCUCACCAGACAUCCGGGGGGCGCCAGGACGUUGGAGUUCUUAUGUACAAGGUUCUGGUGGCCAUCAGCUGAGGGGGAUACGUGCGCCUUCGUGGCUGCUUGCCCGGUGUGCGCACACACAAAGAGCUCACGUCAGCCCGCGGCAGGGCUGCUCCGACCCCUGCCUAUCCCCAAGCACCCCUGGUCCCACAUCUCGCUGGAUUUCCGCCCUACCCUCCUCUGAUGGAUACACAGUCAUCCUGGUCGUUGUGGACCGGUUUUCGGCUGCCCACUUCAUUCCCCUUCUCAAACUCCCGUCGGCCCGGGAGACGGCUAAGUUGGUGGUGCAGCACGUUUUCCAGGUCCACGGCCUUCCCCAAGAUGUGGUGUCGGAUUCAGGUUCUGGAAGGCGUUCACCACCUGGCUCGGCGCCGCCAUCAGCUUGUCUUCCAGCUUCCAUCCCCAGUCGAAUGGGCAGACGAAGAGAGUCAACCAGGAUCUGGAGGGGGUGCUGAGGUGCAGUUUUGGAAUAUUUUUUAUUUUGUACAGGCUUACUUCUUUACUGACUUCUUUUCAGUUAGGUUAGUAUUGUGGAGUAACUACAAUGUUGUUGAUCCAUCCUCAGUUUUCUCCUAUCACAGCCAUUAACCUCUGUAACUGUUUUAAAGUCACCAUUGGCCUCAUGGUGAAAUCCCUGAGCGGUUUCCUUCCUCUCCGGCAACUGAGUUAGGAAGAACGCCUGUAUCUUUUUAGUGACUGGGUGUAUUGAUACACCAUUCAAAGUGUAAUUAAUAACAUCACCAUGCUCAAAGGGAUAUUCAAUGUCUGAUUUAUUUUUUUACCCAUCUACCAAUAGGUGCCCUUCUUUGCAAGGCAUUGGUAAACCUCCCUGGUCUUUGUGGUUGAAUCUGUGUUUGAAAUUCACUGCUCAACUGAGAGACCUUACAGAUAAUUGUAUGUGUGUGGUACAGAGAUGAGGUUGUCAUUCAAAAAUCAUGUUAAACACUAUUCGUGACUUGUUGAGCAAAUUUUUACUCCUGAACUUAUUUAGACUUGCCAUAACAAAGGGGUUGAAUAUUUAUUGAUGCAAGACAUUUCAGCUUUUAAUUUGUAAUUCAUUUGUAAAAAUUUUGAAAAAUAUAAUUCCACUUCCACAUUAUGGGGUAAUGUGUGUAGGCCAGUGACACAAACAUUUAAUACAUUUUACAUUCAGGCUGUAACACAACAAAAUAUGGAAGACACUGUAACUUCUCACUUUCUCUUAUUUCUUAUUUUUUGUGUGUUUUUGUUCUACCUUAUGUCAUUUUUAGUGCUACAUUGAUAUUGAUUACUGCAUUCUUGGGUUGUGAGCUUGCAAGAAAGGCAUUUCACUGUUCUUGUGCACGUGACAUUAAAACUUGAAACUAGUGUUAAGAUGGAACAAAAAUGUGCACCUCUCUAAGGGGUGGUAAUGGGUUGACUUUUGGUUCUGAUUGGCGUUUGCAGGUACCCCCAUGUACUCCUUUGUUUGAUGGGCACGGAUUCCUUUGGCAUGCUGUGGGCUCGAUACACCCUGUCCAUCCCCAUCUACAUCAUCUCAGUCAUCACAGAAGGUUCAUACAUUACUAUUAUUUUACAUAAGGUGCACUCAGUAAGAUUUCAUUGCCACAGCUCAGUGAUUAUUUAAACUAUUAAAAUACACCCCUUUUGUUUCUGAAAAAGAUCCUUGCAGGGAUGUGAAUAUGGUUAGUAAAAAAAAUUGUCUAAGAAAUCCGAAUGAACCUGCUGUUUUUAUACACUGAGGGUGUAACACCGAUACUUUAACAGUAAACAUUAAACAGUGGUUUUAUAGGUUGCUUGGAAUGUUAUUUUUCUCUCACAGAAUGUAGUUCCUGACCGACAGAUUCAUUACUGACUCUUUAUCUACAGACUCAGGGCUCAUUGCAUCUUACGGCAAUCUGCAGUUGAAACAAAAACAAAGCGUACGCCCCAUCACUGUUUUAGUAAAGAAAUUAGGGAUGCAGUUGGAGAAAUGUAACCACUCUGAAAUUUAUAGACAGAGCUAUGGAUAAAAGGACUGACCAUCCAUGAUCUCAAAAUUAUCGUUUGAACCAUGUUUUGAGGCUAUACAGAGUUUGUUUACAUUUGUUGUUUACAGACAUUGGAGUAAAACAAGUUUCUAUUUUGGGUUCUGAUGGGGUACGACAGUUGAACUAAGCUCAUGAUGCAUUUCUAAGUUAUAUUUUUCAAGAAUCAAUAGGUAUUAUUUAAUGAAUUUACAACUUCAAAAAUGUAUGUAGCAACUGCCGAUUUCCCCUUGAAAGAGAAUGAAGUAUAAAAAAAAUAGAGGGGAUUGAAGAUAGAUAAAUGUAAUAGUUCACUUUCACUGGGUAUGUUUUAAUCUCCACUCAGUGUCUUGUUUUAUACUGUUACAGUUGGUGAUGAUGUGUCAGGCAUUGCAUGUAGUGAGGAAACGAGAGUUAGAGCAGACAGGAAGUGAGUUGGCACAGCAGGCUGACCAAGAUAUCGAAGUCAGGAAAUGGGCCACAUUCCAACUUCAAGAGGCGCGCGUGUGUGUUUUAGACAGUACAGAGUACAUGAGUUUUGCCUAAACAACUUCUGUGUUUCAACAGUAGACCAUAGACAUUUUUGCAAUUUUGCCUUCCACUUUGUCUAUUUUGUGUAUCGAAGAGUGUUUGUGAAGAAUCUUUCUGCUUUGGUCUUUUCCAGGCAUUACCGUUCACCAAUCACUGCCUUACUUUGAGUCACUGGGAACAUACUCAUUCCAGCUCAGCCUGCCUGUGUCUGCACACAUUUAUUUCCCUAUCCUCCUGAAGGCAUACUUACCUUUACUGGCUGUUGGUAAGUUAACUGAUUUAGCUUCCUUAGCACAGCCUAAAGCCACAGGCUGAAUGAAACUGGAAGAGCCAUUUACAAAAAGGGCAUUUUUCUGUAAUUACUUUCUUAAAUGAGUCCCAUUAUGUCUGAUGAAAACAAAACACUGCAUUCCACAGUAAGAACCUCAUACCGAUGGUUAAGCAUGGUGGUGGUAGUGUGAUGGUUUGGGGAUGCUUUGCUGCCUCAGGACCUGGAUGACUUGCCAUCAUUGAAUUCUACAGGAGAAUGUCAGGCCAUCCAUCUGUGAGCUGAAGCUGAAGCGCAGAUGGGUCAUGCAGCAAGACAAUGAUCCAAAACACACAUCAGAAUGGCUCAAAAGCAACACAUGUAAAGUUCUGGAAUAGCCUAGUCCAGGGGUUCCUGAACUUUUUUGGCCUACGACCCCAUUUUGAUAUCUGAAAAUUCUCAUUACACCAACCAUGUGAAAAAAAAUCUGUAAUUAACAGCCAAUGUUUACUUUUUUAUUUGGGGCUAUGGCAGUCAAUUGAAAAACAUUCUAACAGUAUUUCUGAUUGUCUUCUCACUAUCACAUACUUUUAAUGUGGGGCUAUGCCAGUCAAUUGCAAAUUAGUCUGACAAUGUAUCUUAUCUCACCACCACUAAUGAGAUGGGUGUACUUGAUGCAUGUCGCAUCCGUGUUUCUCAAAGUCAGGGGGCGUGGUCGACAGUGCGCACCUCAUCUCUGCUGUCACAUCCAACCUGGAUCAUUAUUUGGUUUUAAUGCAGAUGAGAGCACUGAAUACAGCUUCACACAGAUAUGAGCUGGGGAAGGGUACCAUGAGUUUUAUGGUGCUUUCAAGACAACUUGGAUACUAGGUCAAAUCAUGACGUCAGUGAUCUUCAAGUCGGGAAGUCUGAGAUGUAAAAAGAGGCCCGAGUUCCCAAGUUGGAAUUACCUAGUUGGAUGACCGUUCAAAAUGAUUUUUUCCUCUAGUUUUUUUUAGAGUUCCCAGUUGUCUUGAACGCACUGAAGUCGGAAGUCAGAGAUUUCUGGGUUCCCAGUUCCCAGUUGUUUUGAAUGGUGAUGAUUUCUGUAUUUUGAAAGUUACAUAUCUUGAAAACUUGACUGCUGACAAGCAAAACAUUUUGGGACUUUGUCAACAAUGAACUAAUGAAACAAAUACCAAAAAAUAGGUUUUGGGUGGAAUUUUCAUGUAAUGCUCAGAGGCAGACCUCAUGGUAUUCCAUUUGAGUCAGGAACCAAAACUCGUUCUGUCGCUUUUAACACACCGACUGUGUCUUUCCGCAAAAUAGUAUUCAGCAUCAUUUAGAUAUGUGUGCAACAAAGUUCAACAUUCACCUUCUGCUAUCAUUUCUGUCAACCCGUUUACACAUACAGUUUGACGCAUACGUUCGAUAAAUCCAACAUAUGCACCUCACAAAACGCACUGCAACUGCCUCUGCAACGCAAUGCUGAAAUGCAAACACAGCGUUCCAUUGGAAAUGAAUAUACUUCUGGUGUACAAAAAUGUAAUAACACUGUAGGUGUGUCCGAAGCGUUAGUGACCUGUGAAUUCAUUCGGUCACAUGACAGCUCGAUCAGCUGUUCGAUUUUACUUAUGGGCAUGUCAACUGAGCCAGGAUGACAGUGAAACUUCCAAGUGUUGGGAGGUGAUCUGUAGAAUGUUUUUGAAUUUCCCCUGCAUUUACAUUUUUAGUCAUUUAGCAGACGCUCUGGCUUACAGUUAGUGAGUGCAUACAUUUUUAUUUUUUUAUACUGGAAUCGAACCCACAACCCUGGCGUUGCAAAUGCCAUGCUCUACCAACUGAGCUACAUCCCUGCCGGCCAUUCCCUCCCCUACCCUGGACGACGCUGGGCCAAUUGUGCGCCGUCCCAUGGGUCUCCCGGUCGCGGCCGGCUACGACAGAGCCUGGAUUCGAACCAGGAUCUCUAGUGGCACAGCUAGCACUGCGAUGACCACUGCGCCACUCGGGAGGACUACAACUGCAUGCUUGCGUUCAGUUUCACAAAUGUCUGUUACAUAGGCAAGGAGACACAUUUUCUUUUCAUUACACAGAAAGUAAACUAAGUAUUUUGUAUCCAUUGUGAAUGACAACAGUUCCUCUCUCAAUGCGAAAAAUCUUUCCAGCACUGCGCAUCUGAUAACAUUCAGUGUCAGAAAUAUACAAAAAUAAGAGAAUCAAAAAGGAGGCAAAUCAUUUUUCACAGCACUGUAGCUCCUGUACUGAAUAUUUUAUAUUCAACUACUUGCCCCGCCCAGAAACAAACCUGCUAACUGUGAGUCAACCUUUUGUCUUUCUAGGGGCUUGUGUAACAGUGUGGCAUUCGCUGAGGGAGAGAAAACUGCGUCUUGGGAAGUGGAAUAAGAUGAAGAAACGGAAAUGAGGUGGAUUUCUUAUUUUAGGAUAUAUCGUUUUGGGAGUUACUUUUAUAUUUGGAGUUUUAUUGUUGUACUUUGGCAGUUAUUUAAGAAGAUUACCCAACAGCAAACGAGAACAACAUCUUCCUAAGAAGCCUUCUUUGCACAACAUCACUUUGAUGAGGUCACACUUAUGUAAUAGUUGGAUAACCAAAAUGUUUAUAAACGUGUUCAG
Messenger RNA from Coregonus sp. 'balchen', 17463 nucleotides. NCBI's taxonomy places the organism in Eukaryota, Metazoa, Chordata, Actinopteri, Salmoniformes, Salmonidae. The record is from the annotation of a GenBank genome assembly.